Messenger RNA from Miscanthus lutarioriparius, 1377 nucleotides. NCBI's taxonomy places the organism in Eukaryota, Viridiplantae, Streptophyta, Magnoliopsida, Poales, Poaceae. The record is from the annotation of a GenBank genome assembly.
AUGGCGCGUGCUCCGCGGCCGUCUCCGGUGCCCACCCUGCUCCGCCUCCUCUCCUCCCACCCCUCCCUCUCCGCCGCAGCCCACGCCGCCCUACUCAAGUCCUGCUCGCUCUCCAGUCCCGUCCCGAUCGCUGCCACCGCCCUCCUCACCGCCUACGCGAACGCCGGACUCCCGAGCGCCGCGUCCCGCCUGUUCGACGAAAUGCCCGCGCGGGACGCCGUCGCGUGGAACGCGCUUCUCGCCUGCCUCGUCUGCCACGCGCGCCCCGGGGCGGCCACCGCGGCCUUCCGGGGCAUGGCCGCCUCCGGGCUCCCGCCCACGGCCGCCACGCUCUGCACCCUACUCAAGGCGUGCGCCGCUUCGCGUGCCGCCCGCCCCGGCCGCCAGCUCCACGCGCGGGGUGUCGUCUCGUGCCACGCCGACGCCGACGUCAUCAUGGCCACCGCGCUCGUCGAUCUCUACAUGAGCUGUGGUCUCGUCGAGGACGCCAUGAGGGUGUUUGUGCUCACGAAGUGCCCAAAGGAUGCCGCCCUGCACAAUGCUCUUCUCUCAGGUUGUGUGGAGAACGGCUGGUUCAGCGACGCCUUCUCGAUGCUGAGGCGGCAGACAGAGCUCAAUGGGAUCUCGCUGACCUCUGCUCUCACAGCCUGCGCAGCGACAGCCAACUUGGCUUAUGGUAUGCAGGUGCAUUGCAAGGCUCUCCGUGGUGGGUUUGAUUCUGACACCAUUAUAUGCAAUGCGCUUAUUGACAUGUAUGCAAAAUGUGGGAGGGCAACGGCUGCACGUAUGGUAUUCGACCGGAUGGCUACCAGAAAUGUGGUCUCCUGGUCAAGUAUGAUUGACGCUUACGGUCGCCAUGGACAUGGUGUGGAUGCUUUGGAUCUGUUUAAGCUAAUGGAGAAAGCUGCACCAAUGGUCUUGCCAAAUGCUAUCACAUUUCUGGCGGUUCUGUCAGCCUGCGGACACUCUGGCCUGGUGGAUGAAGCUCAGUCCAUGAUGCAUUUGAUGAAGAGCAAGUACGGGAUUGAUCCACAACCAGAGCACUACGCAUGUCUAAUAGACAUGCUAGGACGUACAGGCCGUAUUGACGAGGCUUGGAAUCUAUAUUGUAGUCUAACUGCAAGUCGAAAUAAGUCUUCCAGUGCCGUCUGUGUCGCGAUGCUGAAUGCCUGCAGAGCAAACAUGGAUGCUGUAAGAGGAAAGAAGAUGGCUGUGCGCAUGCUGGAGGUUUACCCACGAAAUCCUGGGAUUCAAGUGUUGAUAUCAAAUUUUCAUGCUGCUAUGAGACAAUGGUCUGAAUCAAUUGAAUCGCGGAGGCUUAUAGUGGACAAGGGUCUCAGGAAAGAAGCAGCUAGCAGUCAUGUCUCUUUUGGCUAA